AGACGCUCUGAGAGGCUCCUCAGUGUGGGCGAGUGAAAAUGCCCUGGAUGUGAGAAACAGGUCAUCUUGACUGUGUUCAGAUGUGUAUAUAUUUCUUCUAAGGUGAUUAAAGUUGUUUUGGAACUAUCAAGUACCUCAAAGAUCUGACUGGCAGUACUGUGCACACCUGCCUGCCUGCCAUGGGCUGUCGGGAUGUCCACGCGGCCACUGUGCUCUCCUUCCUGUGUGGAAUCGCCUCCGUAGCAGGCCUCUUUGCAGGCACGCUGCUUCCCAACUGGAGGAAGUUGCGACUGAUCACGUUCAACAGAAACGAGAAGAACCUGACCGUCUACACAGGCCUGUGGGUGAAGUGUGCCCGCUAUGACGGGGGCAAUGACUGCCUGAUGUACGACGCUGCCUGGUACUCCUCCGUGGACCAGCUGGACCUGCGGGUCCUCCAGUUUGCCCUACCCCUCAGCAUCCUGAUCGCGAUGGGCGCCCUGCUGCUCUGCCUGAUCGGAAUGUGUAACACAGCCUUCAGGUCCUCCGUGCCCAACAUCAAACUGGCUAAGUGCCUGGUCAAUAGUGCGGGCUGCCAUCUGGUGGCCGGGCUGCUGUUUUUCCUGGCAGGUACUGUGAGCCUCUCCCCAUCCAUCUGGGUCAUCUUUUACAACAUCCACCUGAACAGGAAGUUCGAGCCAGUCUUUGCGUUUGACUAUGCUGUGUAUGUCACUGUGGCUAGUGCUGGGGGCUUGUUUAUGACGGCCCUGCUACUAUUUAUUUGGUACUGUGCAUGCAAGUCCUUGCCCUCUCCUUUCUGGCAGCCGCUGUACUCCCACCCUCCCGGUAUGCACACAUACUCACAGCCCUAUUCAGCCCGUUCCCGCCUCUCUGCCAUUGAAAUCGACAUUCCAGUAGUUUCCCACACCACCUAAUGGGGAAAUCGUUGUUCAAGAAACCUUGUAGCCUCAC
Messenger RNA from Budorcas taxicolor (takin), 951 nucleotides. It is a transcript of the gene CLDN12, whose product is annotated as claudin 12. Gene Ontology annotation, cellular component: plasma membrane. The record is from RefSeq and is a predicted model, not a curated record. The coding region runs from base 180 to 914 and encodes 244 amino acids. NCBI's taxonomy places the organism in Eukaryota, Metazoa, Chordata, Mammalia, Artiodactyla, Bovidae. The transcript is spliced from 3 exons.